Molecule: messenger RNA, 261 nt
Organism: Ambispora leptoticha
Lineage: Eukaryota; Fungi; Glomeromycota; Glomeromycetes; Archaeosporales; Ambisporaceae
Source: the annotation of a GenBank genome assembly
AAAAUUACGGCUGAUGAGGUAUUUGGCAUAAUACCAUACGUUGUACCAGAGGUCCUACAAAUCCAAAAAUACACUACUGCAAGCGAUAUAUACUCAUUUGGAAUGAUAAUGUGGGAAAUUUGGGAAAUUUGGAAUGGGAAGCGUCCGUUUAAUAACCGUAGCCAUGAUAUCGCACUCAUUUUUGAUGUUUGUGGUGGAAUUCGACCGGAUAUUCCUGUUGAUAUGCCGAAACAUUAUCGAGAACUAAUGAUUCGUUGUUAG